GCAAGUAACCUCUUUGACGCGUCUUCAGCAGAGACUUUUAUUUUGACAAGUUUCAGACUUCCCGGGAAAUAACCAUUUUAUUCGAACACUUUCGAUAUGGAGACGAUCGCAUUCAUUUGUGUUAUUACUUUAUUACUCAAGGGUGUUGUGACAGAUGAGCCAGUGUCAGUGAUGGAGGGAGAUUCUGUUACUCUACACACUAAUAUUAAAAUACAGAGAGAUGAUCUGAUAGAGUGGAGGUUUGGAGAUCAACAGGAUCUCAUAUCAAGAAUCAACAGGGUCGCCGAUUCACUCAGCAUAUAUGAUAAUGUUCUUGAUGGGAGAUUCAGAGACAGACUGCAGGUGAAUAAUCAGACUGGAGAUCUCACCAUCACAAACAUCACAACUCAACACACUGGACUUUAUCAUAUAGACAUCAGCAGUGAGACUAUCAUGAUAAAGAGAUUCAGUUUCUAUGUGUCUGGUGAUACAGAUAAAGUGAAAACAGUGAUGAUGGGAGAUUCUGUCGUUAUGCACAAUAAUGUUAUCAAGAAACAAGGAGAUGAGAAGAUGGUGUGGAGGAUUCAACACAACAACUCUCCUGUAGCUGAAAUAAUCAGAAAUGGAAAGGAGGCAAAUGAUAAAGUUCUUGAUGAGAGAUUCAGAGACAGACUUCAGGUGGAUGAUCAAACUGGAGAUCUCAUCAUCACAAACAUCAGACCUGAUGACUUUGGAUCUUAUGAAGUCAAUAUCACUGUCGGCAGUCACACAUAUACUAUACACAGAUCAUUCACUGUCACUGUAAAUGGUGUUUAUCCACAGAAAGAUCAUCUUGAAAGUAAUGAAGAUGAAGAUCAGUCUCCUAGUAGCUCUCCAGGUGUUAUAGCAGCAGUCUGUGUUGUUCUUCUGGUUCUUGCUGGUGCUGGUGCUGUCUUACUUUACAGACGUCGCUCUAGGACUCCUGGGGUAAGAGUCCGCACAGAAGAUCCGGGCAUCGAGCUCCCGCAACAGUGA
Paramisgurnus dabryanus is the source of this 993-nucleotide messenger RNA. NCBI's taxonomy places the organism in Eukaryota, Metazoa, Chordata, Actinopteri, Cypriniformes, Cobitidae. The record is from RefSeq and is a predicted model, not a curated record.